CACAGUUCCCACAUCAAACCACAAUCAUCACGCCUCUUUCAAAACCCUUCCUCUUUCUCUUUCUCUCAUUCUUCAUUCUGCUAUCUGUACCCUCACAAAAUCCUCAAUUCCAAAUCAACCUUUUCUCUCUCUUUCUCUCUCACAUACACAGUGGAGAGAGAAGUGAACAACUUGGAAAAUGUCGAUAAACCACUACUCCAUGGACCUUCCCGAAACAACACUGUGGUGGCCCCAACAACAGCAUCAUCAGCAGCAAUCCAUCUUAAUGGAAGCAACCCCGAAUCCCUCCUCCACUUCCUGGCCCUCCGCAGACCCCCCGGGUCUCAACCUCAACCACCAAAACGACGACGUCGAAGAAGACGAAGAAGAAGAGGACCAAACAACAACCACUACACAGCAAGAGGAAACGGAAGACGAGAAGGAACCCAUGUUCGAGAAGCCUCUAACUCCCAGCGACGUGGGGAAGCUCAACCGCCUCGUAAUCCCCAAGCAGCACGCCGAGAAGUACUUCCCUCUCAGCGGUGGCGGUGGCGGCGACUCGGGCGAGUGCAAGGGGCUCCUAUUGAGUUUCGAGGACGAGUCGGGUAAGUGCUGGCGGUUUCGCUACUCCUACUGGAACAGCAGCCAGAGCUACGUGCUCACCAAAGGGUGGAGCCGCUACGUCAAGGACAAGCGCCUCGACGCCGGCGACGUUGUCUUGUUCGAGCGCCACCGCGCCGAUGCCCACCGCCUAUUCAUCGGAUGGAGACGCCGGCGACACGGCGACACAUCGCCGGUGCACGUUAGCGGCAGGGCGGUGGGGCACGGGAAGAGUGGCGACGGGAGUAGUAAGAAUGAGGGUGGCGGCACCACUGGUGUUGGUUUGGGAUGGACCAGAGGAUUCUAUUCUGCGCAUCCUUAUCCUACGCAUCAGCAGCAGCUGCAUAAUCAUCAACCCUUGCCAUACCAAUAUGACUGUCUUCAUGCAGGAAGAGGGUCCCAAGGUCAGAGAGAAAGGAGCAUAGCAGAGGGGAACAGUCCCAGUUCAAGUUCGAGUUCAAGGGUACUUAGGCUUUUUGGGGUGAACAUGGAAUGCCAAACCGAACAUGAUUCUGGACCCUCCACACCCCAAUCUUCCUACAAUACUACCAACAUGCCCUCCACACAGGGCACACAAAACCAUCACCAUUUCUACCAUCGUCACCAACCAUACUACUACUAUUAGACUUUCUUUUCUUUUUCUUUUUCCCUUUUCCCUCAAGUGUAAGAUAUGUAUCCACUUGAUUAUUUUAUA
This is a messenger RNA of Vigna umbellata (rice bean), 1273 nucleotides long. RefSeq names its product B3 domain-containing protein At2g36080-like. Gene Ontology annotation, molecular function: DNA-binding transcription factor activity; DNA binding. NCBI's taxonomy places the organism in Eukaryota, Viridiplantae, Streptophyta, Magnoliopsida, Fabales, Fabaceae. The record is from RefSeq and is a predicted model, not a curated record.